GCAUCCUCCGCAUCCACAUCCGCAUCCUUGUCCUCCCUCGGCCGCGUCCUGCAGCAGCUGCCCGUUGGAACCGCCUGACAAGGACCUCCAUCCACCAUGGUGAAGCUGGGCUGCAGCUUCUCCGGGAAGCCAAGCAAAGACCCAGGGGACCAGGAUGGGGCUGCUACAGACAGUGUGCCUCUGAUCAGCCCCUUGGACGUCAGCCAGCUUCAGCCACCAUUCUCUGACCAGGUGGUGAUCAAGACUCAGACAGAAUACCAGCUGUCCUCCCCAGACCAGCCGAAGAAGUUCCCUGACCUGGAGGGCCAGAAGGGCAGCUGCAGUCAUCCUGAGGAAGGGCGCAAGCUGCCCACAGCUCGGAUGAUCGCCUUUGCCAUGGCGCUCCUGGGCUGUGUCCUGAUCAUGUACAAAGCCAUCUGGUAUGACCAGUUCACCUGCCCAGAUGGCUUCCUGCUUAGGCACAAGAUCUGCACGCCGCUGACCCUGGAGAUGUACUACACUGAGAUGGACCCCGAGCGCCACCGGAGCAUCCUGGCGGCCAUCGGCGCCUACCCGCUCAGCAGAAAGCACGGCACCGAGAUGCCCGUGGCCUGGGGAGGGAACUACCACGCCGCUAAGGAGGGCCACAACCGGCCCACCCAGGCGGCGGCGGCCACCCACCCGCCCGGCAGUUCCUCAGUCCCAGGAGAGGAGGAAGAGGAGCAGAAGGCAGCCGGGAGCGCGCCACCCCCAGCCCCGCAGUGACCGCCUCCGUCUUCGCUGCCGCCCGG
Molecule: messenger RNA, 770 nt
Organism: Otolemur garnettii (small-eared galago)
Lineage: Eukaryota; Metazoa; Chordata; Mammalia; Primates; Galagidae
Gene: CALY
Product: calcyon neuron specific vesicular protein
Exons: 5
Coding region: 97-744 (215 amino acids)
Biological process (GO): endosomal transport; G protein-coupled dopamine receptor signaling pathway; clathrin coat assembly
Cellular component (GO): endosome; membrane
Molecular function (GO): clathrin light chain binding
Source: RefSeq, a predicted model, not a curated record